GUGUAUCGAACACAGCGGGGGAACGUUUUUUCUUUUCCACUGAACUUGAGGCUCGUUUUCAUCUACAGUGCAUUUCAGAUAGGACGGUGGUUACAAAACCUAAAAUGUGUGCCAUAACCAGUGACCUGACAGUUUUGCCUUUUAACCAGAAAUUAUUUGUAAGAAUGGAAACAAAGCGGUUUUGGAAUUAAAUGUCUACGGUUCUGCAGCGCGCUGCAUAUGUGAGUGACUAACCCUACCGAGACUGAAGCGCUGCUGAGUGUUGCACGGGACAGGUUAACUGUAUAACGGGAGGGAGCUGUGUCUCCCACAUACUGUAGCUUCUUCUCUGUGCAGUGAGCACAUUGUGCAGCUUGCUUCUUCCUGCAUUGUAUGUGGCGCUGCUUCCUUAUCAGAGGGGCGAAGUGGGGGGAGGCGCGCGCCCGGCAAACAGGUUCUUUUAUAGCACACCGAAAGCUGGGACCUGCUUAGCGUGAAUGAAACAAGAGGGAGCCACGCCUGCAGCUCAGCUAACCAGGAAGUAUCCAAGCAGCAAGGAAACACCGGCCGAUGCUACGCCGAGGCAGUGCACUGAGAGAGCCCUCGCUGAUCUAUCUCCAGGCGCGAUUUUCUGGUGCAGGGCCUUCAUUUUUGUUCUUACCUUUUUGUUAUAUGCUAGUUUCCACUUGUCAAGGAAACCUAUUAGUAUAGUUAAGGGAGAACUACAUAAGCACUGUGCUCCUCCAAAUGAAGUUGAACUCAGCUCCUACAAAGAAUAUGCCAUCCAGAUUCAGCCUGUUAAAAAGUUAUCUAAUGAGUCUCGUUGUGGUUGGGAGCCAUUUGACAAGAACAAUUACAAACAAUUACUGGGAGCCCUGGAUUACUCAUUUCUGUGUGCUUAUGCAGUUGGAAUGUAUUUGAGUGGUAUAAUAGGAGAGCGAUUGCCUAUUCGGUAUUAUCUAACAGUUGGAAUGCUUGCCAGUGGACUCUUCACUGCAAUGUUUGGGUUGGGCUAUUUCUAUAAUAUACAUAACCUGUGGUUCUACAUGAUAGCUCAGAUAGCUAAUGGAUUGGUGCAAACCACUGGCUGGCCCAGUGUUGUUACCUGCAUUGGCAACUGGUUUGGAAAAGGAAGGAGAGGUUUGAUCAUGGGAAUCUGGAAUUCUCACACUUCCGUAGGGAAUAUCUUAGGAUCCUUAAUUGCUGGUUACUGGGUAUCUACCUGCUGGGGUCUGUCUUUUGUGGUUCCUGGUGUUAUAAUUGCUUGCCUGGGGAUCGUUUGUUUUCUAUUUCUCAUUGAACAGCCUAAAGAUUUCAGUUGCGCUUGCAAACCAUCCAGUAGCUCAAAGUCCUACAUGAAUGGUACAAAUAAAUUUGGAGUCCAUAAGCCAACCUUAAAUCUUAAAGAAACUGACAAACUUCAGGAUCCAGCGAUGCAGUGUUUGCUUCCUGACAGAGAGAACUGCAUGGUGCCGCUGAACCAUAACAUGGCAGUCAAUGGGGAAGGUGGAACUAGAAUGUCAGCUAUAAGCUUCAUAGGUGCUUUGCAAAUACCUGGAGUCAUAGAAUUCUCUCUCUGUUUGUUGUUUGCUAAACUAGUCAGUUAUACUUUCCUUUUCUGGCUUCCACUCUAUAUCACAAACGUAGAACAUCUUGAUGCGAAAAGAGCUGGGGAUCUUUCCACAUUGUUCGAUGUGGGUGGAAUCUUUGGUGGCAUUUUGGCAGGCAUGAUAUCAGAUAGAUUGGAAAAAAGGGCUUCCACCUGUGGAAUGAUGUUACUACUAGCAGCACCUGCUCUAUACAUGUUCUCUGCAAUCAGUAAAAUGGGCCUAGAAGCUACCGUAGUUAUGCUGCUUAUCAGUGGAGCCCUGGUGAAUGGCCCUUAUGCUCUGAUCACAACUGCGGUCUCUGCUGACUUGGGUACUCAUAAAAGUCUGAAAGGAAAUGCAAGAGCCUUGUCCACAGUUACGGCUAUCAUCGAUGGAACAGGUUCUGUAGGUGCUGCUCUAGGGCCUCUGUUAGCUGGUCUCAUCUCUCCCUCUGGUUGGAACAAUGUAUUUUACAUGCUAAUGGUGGCAGAUGCAUGUGCCUUACUAUUCUUACUCCGUCUUAUACGAAAAGAACUCCAGUGUAAGAUGGACCAGACCUUGUUUAAAGAACACUGAACUAUGAUAUCUCAGACAUGUGUGAUCAAAACUACGCCCUCAAAAGACUGUGGAAUAAAUUAUUCCGUAUUUUGUGAUUUGUUUUGUGUAGCAUUUUGCACAUUUACCAGGAGAGAAUUGAGAAAUUCAGCUGGUGAAAUCCUGAUGAAGUUUUUUUGUUUUUGUUUUGUUUCCUGUUUGCACAUACAUCCAUCUUUCAGGAUGGUGACUGUUUAUCACAUGAAGAGACAGAAGCUUUGGGAAGCUGCUAGCUGUAUGCCUUAACUGAGCCAAAAAAGAAAUACCAAGUGCCUUUUGAUUCAUUUUGAUAGGAUAUUUUAAGUAAACCUUAAACUGCUUAUUUUUAACAAAAUGCAAGGAGAUUUGAGAGUAGAGCACAAAGAAGAAAAUGAACUCUCUUCAGAUGCUUCAGCAGUGGAAUGUGCCAGUGGUAUUAGCAAAGCAUUUGUGAGCCAAGUUUCCUUUUAAGAACAAAAGAAUGGCCAUACUGGGUCAGACCAAAGGUCGGUCUAGCCCAGUAUCCUGUCUGCCGACAGUGGCUGAUUCCAGGGUUCCCAGAGAGAAUGAAUAGAACAGGUAAUCGUCAAAUGAUCCAUCCCUUGUCUCCCAUUUAUGCCACCUCUUAAAAGAUAAGGUCAUCACACUCUAUGUGAAAGUACCAGCUGUCUCAGAUUCACUGCUAUUCAAUAUCUUGAAACAGUUUAAACAGUAAGAAAAUAGUCCGACCAUAUUAUCAGACUUUAACUACAGCACUAACUUAUCCUACACUGUAAAAUCCCAAGACCAGCAUUCUGCUCUUUUAUGUAUAAUAUAUUGGAACUUGUACAUAAGUAGUUACAAUUUGCUGUAAAAAAAAAAAAAAAAGUAAGUAGCCUCCACUAGCCCCCUGGAUGGGGAUUUUUGCUCAUUUGAGGUUGUCAGAAAAGGAGACUCAAACAACAAACAGGCUUCUUAUGGUGUCGCAUUUCCUCUAAGGAGUUCUAAUGAUUUUUAGGGCACUAUACACUGGUUGUACAAACUUCAUAGAAUUGUUUUAUUGUUAAUGCUAUAGGUUCCUUUGGAGCUGCAGGUUAUUUUUAAUUUGGAGGGCAAAGGCAUUGUCUCAUCUGUGACUGAAGCUUUAGCACUAGCUGCUUUCUUUUUUGUUGUUAUUGGGUAAACAAAAAAUUGGCUGGUUUAAACCCUGAUCCUGAAAUGGUGUUGAGUUCAGGCACCCAAUUGACUUCAGUGGGGCUGGAUGCAGCUGCAGGGAGUCUGUCCACUCAGAGCUCAUUGCAGGAUCAAGAUCUUAAUCAUAGCACCAAAAAUCUGUCAAAAAGACUAAUAUUGCAGUCCAAGUUUAGAGCCACAGUACAUGGUUUCAAAAAAAUAAAUAACCUGGCGUACAUACUGGACAUAAAGUCUCGAGAGGAAAUUCAGAGGUUUAUAUUAUCCUGUAAGUGCAAGUGUUAGUGUUUUCAUAAUACACUGUUUCUUCUUGAUCUGACAGUUUUUAAUCUCCUUCCAAUAGAAGACAAGCUUCUGGUGAAUAUUUGUAAGAUGUACAAUAGUAUUAAAGGGAAUAUCUAUAAAAGAGAUGUUUGUUGACUAUAAAGGUUAAAUAGACUUACACAUAACAAUAUACAGUUUAUUUAUUAAACCUCUGCAUAACUGUUCUGAAUUUUGCUUUUUUAACUUGUUUACAAAACACUGUGGUACUGUACAUACCUCACUUGCUUAACAAAAUAACCUUUUUUAAAAUAACUCUUCAGAAAAAAGAAAUUUCUUCUUUCUCAUCAA
Gopherus flavomarginatus (Mexican gopher tortoise) is the source of this 3923-nucleotide messenger RNA. It is a transcript of the gene SLC37A1, whose product is annotated as solute carrier family 37 member 1. Lineage: Eukaryota; Metazoa; Chordata; Testudines; Testudinidae. Gene Ontology annotation, cellular component: endoplasmic reticulum membrane. Gene Ontology annotation, molecular function: glucose 6-phosphate:phosphate antiporter activity. Bases 477 to 2144 code for a protein of 555 amino acids. The transcript has 19 exons. The record is from RefSeq and is a predicted model, not a curated record. Gene Ontology annotation, biological process: phosphate ion transmembrane transport; glucose-6-phosphate transport.